CUCGCGUAAUCCCAUAUCAAAGUAUUAGGUAUGUCUGAGUGUUAAUAAUAGUUACUGAAAAUGAAACGACUAUUACAUUUUGUUACAGUAUUUUUUGUGUGCAAAGGUGUUACUUUAGAAAUAAGGGGGAGUGUGAUGAUAAACAAAUUGGCCAAAGUAAAACCAGUGGGUGCAGUUGUUAACAAAAAAUUUGUUCCUCUAACGGAAUUUCCGCCACCCCACGUUCCACACUCUCAUUCUGGCAGAAGACAUUUCGAAGACGAAUGCAGUAAACGGCCCCCAGCACAAGAAGUGUACGACGGGAAUAAAGUGAAUAUUAUAGGAGACUAUUAUGACGAUAAGGUGGCAAGAACCGUCGCUACUGUGAUCAUACCUGAUCAUAUCGAUUAUAAACAUUUCCAAGUAACUACACAAGUGCCGUACUUAACUUUGGGCGCAAUAGAAGCAUUAGGCUACCACCCAAGCACAUUAAAGAGUGAACAUCCUAGCGAAUGCGAAAAGAUCUAUCAAGACCAUAUUGCUGAAAUGUAUUCCGAUGAAACAACGGAUUAUUCGGAAGAGUCUCUGGAAAUGGCAAAAAUGCCCGUACAACCUAUGACAUCAUCUUUGGAACAGCGUUUGAAUUAUAUGUACGAUAAUGUGUAAACCCCUUAAUAUCUUUUGUACAUUUUUAUAUUUUAUAACAUUUUAUAUGAAUUAAUAAAGAAUAACGA
Molecule: messenger RNA, 713 nt
Organism: Nymphalis io (European peacock)
Lineage: Eukaryota; Metazoa; Arthropoda; Insecta; Lepidoptera; Nymphalidae
Exons: 3
Coding region: 61-645 (194 amino acids)
Source: RefSeq, a predicted model, not a curated record